Messenger RNA from Callithrix jacchus (white-tufted-ear marmoset), 886 nucleotides. RefSeq names its product small nuclear ribonucleoprotein D2 polypeptide (gene SNRPD2). NCBI's taxonomy places the organism in Eukaryota, Metazoa, Chordata, Mammalia, Primates, Cebidae. The record is from RefSeq and is a predicted model, not a curated record. Gene Ontology annotation, biological process: RNA splicing. Gene Ontology annotation, molecular function: RNA binding. Gene Ontology annotation, cellular component: small nuclear ribonucleoprotein complex.
AAACGUCAAUAACCCGUCCCAGAGGGAAGAGGGGCGGUGCCUAUUUCCGAAGCGAGGAGCAGAUUGGCUUCACGGAGGCCGCGCCCCCGAAGUCAAGGCUGGCGGGCAUUUGGAAAUAGCUUGUCAUUUCCCUCCUUCAAGCUGUACCAUUCUACAACAAAACGGUUUGAAUCAGACUGCCUUUCCUUUUCUCUUCAUUGUCAUGAACCUCUGCCCAGUGUGGUUCCGACUUGCCUCGAACCCCUACCCGAGGCUUUUAUUCCAUCAUUGUGCACCAUUGGUGGGAAAUGCUACGACCACGCCUCCACUUGCUGGUUGGCUUUGCGCAUGCGCCACAGGAAGUGGGUCGCAGGAAGAGGAAGUCCCGCCUCUCUCUCCUCAGGCAGCAGCAACGCGGAGGAAACCGGAGUGAACCGAGAGCUUAGCCAACAUGAGCCUCCUCAACAAGCCCAAGAGUGAGAUGACCCCAGAGGAGCUGCAGAAGCGAGAGGAGGAGGAAUUUAACACAGGUCCACUCUCUGUGCUCACGCAGUCCGUCAAGAACAACACCCAAGUGCUCAUCAACUGCCGCAACAAUAAGAAACUCCUGGGCCGCGUGAAGGCCUUUGAUAGGCACUGCAACAUGGUGCUGGAGAACGUGAAGGAGAUGUGGACUGAGGUACCCAAGAGCGGCAAGGGCAAGAAGAAGUCCAAGCCGGUCAACAAAGACCGCUACAUCUCCAAGAUGUUCCUGCGUGGGGACUCGGUCAUCGUGGUCCUGCGGAAUCCGCUUAUCGCCGGCAAGUAGGAGCCACCUAUCCCUGUCAGUCAACAGAACUCACUCCCCUGUCCUACAGAGACCGCUGCCGCUGAUGUUGAGAAUAAUAAAGCUCUGUGUUUUUUUCUA